GUCACUGAAACCUCUCGAGAGGUAUCGUCGAGUUGGAAUGAUCAGCUUGUGAUCAAAUGAUCCGUGUGAACCAGUACAAGAAAAUGGCUUGUGACUAGCGUUGAGUGCAUAUUGCAUUUCCCUCUACAGCUAGGUUCAUGAUGUGAGGGAUUUGUUAUCACCUCCGCUGAUGAUGAGGCUGGAAUCAUUGAUGUGGUGCUGCUGUGCAAAACAUCACGAAAAUAAACAAUGUGUUAAACGGGGAUCCGGUGGCUUUCAUUGUUCUUUCUUAAUGUUUCUUGUCAGCCUAGAGAAGAGAAGCUUGGAAGUUUUUCACAGCGGGCUUUUAGUUCGCGGGGAGAGAAUGGAGGUGUGCGUUCGCAUAUUGACCAAGUUUACCCUGAAGAGCCUGCGAGCUAUCGGGGAGCACUUCAUACACGAUUCGGUUUUUUCAUUGCAUGUUAGAGUGUAGCCCAAUGUACAUCCGGCGUUAAAAAAAAUAAAUCCACGUUUUAUGUUGGGUUUUUUGCAGGGAGGCAACUUCGAACUGGCAGUAAAUCCACGGCAAAGUCUGCUGUCUGGGACAGCUCCUGGUAAAACCAGGCUUCAUGGGGUGGAGGGGAUAAGAGUAGUGAUGAAAUUGACAGAGAAUCUUUCCCUUCUUCUAGCUAGUCAAGAGAAGAAGUGAAAUGGACAAGUUCUCAGUUUCAGCAAUGCAUCUUUUGGGGGGAGGGGGGACAGUGCAUCUUUAGUGUGUGUUCCUUUGACAUCUGAAAGUCUGAGAAUACAAGGAGUAUUGUUUUAAUUCUUGUUAUUUUGUGUUUAAAUCCCGAGUCAGGAUAAGCAGUUAAGCACUCUGAGAGUGGAAAAACCAGCCAGACAAACCACCCUCCUGUCUGAAUCUGCCUCUUCCCUCCACCCCAGCAGUCCUAGAUUCUCACACACUGCUAGGUUCUGAGAUGCAGCUAGCUUAAGAUACAGCUAAAGAGAAAAUAUGGAGGUUGCUUGAUAUUUUUUCCUUUCCCCUGUGGGAACACUUAUCUGCAGAAACUUCUGCAAAGCAGCAGUCUCUGAAUCUAUUCAGAUUUUGCUUCCCCCAGAAGCUGUGAUUCCAGUCCUGAGUUUGGUGGAGACAGAUUUCUUCUCUUUCCCUAGUACUAAAGACAAGGCACAAUCUCCAGGAUAGAUGCUCCUUUCUAUUCAGACCAGGCCUUAAUACAAUAAUGUAGCAAAAUCUCUGCCAGAGACCCUGGAGAGCAGCUGCCCAUCAGGGAAGCCCUUAGGACCCAAGAUGGACUGAGAUUGUGCCUCAGUAUUAGAAGCUUUCUGUGUAUCCCUCCAUACUUAAUAAUUUAAGGAUGACAUCAUUCCUCAGAAUUACAGUGCUUCCUUUGUAUGCCGGAGGUCCCAGCAUACCUUCUAGGGUAAACUCUAGGGUUACCAACUGUCCUUUAUUAGCAGGGACAUCCCUUUUUUCAGUCCAAAUUUGUCUGUCCCUUAUUUUCAACUAAUGGGAAGAACCUGUGGCUUAGAUUGAAUUGGUUAUUUUCACUAAUAAUGAAAUAAAGAUGACUAGCUGACCAGGCGCAUAGCGUCUGUGCCCCUAGUUCGACUCUCCCCCCGCCUUCUCCCUGUCUUCCUGCAGGCGUCUCUGAUGCCCACCUGGCCCACUUCUCCCCACCACCACCCAUCCACGGUUUCUCCUGCCACCACCUCCUCUUCCUGGAGGCCCAGCUGCCUCCUGACCCUGGUGGGUGCGCAGGCUGCCGCCACCUCACCCCAACUGGAGCCACUGCCAUUUCCCCUGGCAGCAGCUCAACAGCCUCGUGCCGCGUGGGAGCUCCCGCUGCCCAGCCAAUCCGGCACCUCUGCCUCCCAGCCAAUCUGCUGGGUGCCAGGACGCAUCCCCGUGGGCACGUCUACAAGGAUUAAUUAUAAAGAAGUUCAUGAGCUUCAAUUCCUUUCUCUUCUCCCUCCCUACCAGAGUUCUCUGGUUCUGGUGGACUGCUAGGGUUGCCAAGAGUCCCGCACUCGGAACAUUAACAGCCAUCAAUGAUUGGCUGACUUACCAUUCUCCAGGUAUCAGUAUCAUGAAAACCAUGAAAGUGAUGGUUAGGUUUCACACACAAGCGCUGUCAUUUCUGGCUGACAACAACUCAACUAACCAUGGUUAUAUCAACAAGCAGAGGAGAAGCAAUCUAAGUUGUAACUAGUUUAAGUUGAAAGUGGCCAAAAACACACAUAGCACUGCUCCUCAGGCCCCUGAUCACCCCCACAUAUUCCCCCUCUAUGUCCCUUAUUCUGACAAUGGAAUGUUGGCAACUCUAGGUUGAUCCCUGGCAUCUCCUGUUCUGAGAAACUCAGGCUGCAGAACUACAAAGGCCCUUGUCUCUGCUGGGUGCUUUCCAGAUUAGCUGCUCAGCAGCAGCAAAAUGCUUCCGUUCAGGCCAAUCACAUUUUAUUUUAUUAUUAUUAUUAUUAUUAUUAUUAUUAUUAUUUAUUAGAAACGUAAACAGCAGGGGGAGCAGUCUCGAGAAAACUAACAACCCGAAAAAGCAGCAACUUUUUAACGUCAGAUACACGAUGUUAUAGCACUAUAUCAUAGUGAUUAAAUUCAAAACCAGGCAUUGGAAAUGUGAAUGGCACCCUGCUGUCAGCGGAGGGACUGCGGUGUCACAACACAGAAAGUGUGGAAACACACUUCCGAGAUCUGCUGUGACCCCAUUGCAGGGUGUAAUCUGGAAAGCGCCCUGGAGAACUCUUACUACAGCUUGGGGUUUUCUUUAAAUGGGGGUGGGGCAGAUAUUUCUUAAUAAGGGAGUGGUGUAAAUGUGUUGGUCUGUGGUAGUCUCUAAUUUCUUUGCUUUCUUUUCUUUUUCUCAGAGACAGACUGAUUUCCGAGUGUGGAUUAAUGUCUGGAGACUAUAAUAACUUCCAAAGUGUCCAGCAAACACUACUUAGCUUUAUGUAACAAUGCAGUGACCUCUUUGUACUAUUCUUAGUCUGGCAGUUAAAGUGAGGACUAAUUUUGGCUGUGUUUGUGCACAGGGAAAAAUGGAUUUACAAGGACCAGCCAGUAAUGUAAACAGGGAAGGAGCAGAAAAAGGCCCUCAAGCCAUCCAAUCUGAGAGUGACAGGAAAUGCUGGGAAGGAACCAUACAGAAGAUCCUGGCAGGAGACACCACCAGCUCUGAUGUCCAGCAGCGGAGGUUUGUGCACUUCCGUUACGAGGAGGCCAAAGGGCCCCGAGAGGUUUGCAGACGUGUCCACGAUCUUUGCCAUCAGUGGCUGAAGCCAGAAAUACACACAAAGAUGCAGAUCCUGGACCUGGUGAUCCUGGAGCAGUUCCUGACCAUCCUGCCCCAUGAGAUGGAGAGCUGGGUGAGAGAAUGUGGAGCGGAGACCAGUUCCCAGGCGGUGGCCCUGGCAGAAGGUUUCCUCUUGAGCCAGGCAGAAGACAAGAAGCAGAAAGAGCAGCAGAUGAUGGCCAAAGUGAGCACUGAUCUCCCAGAACUGGAGAAGGCUCCAUCAGAUAUCAGUCAGGGACCACUGUUCAAGGGGAUCAUGCAGGAGUAUGAUGGAGGUACCAUUUUGCUGGGUAAAGAUGAAAGAGGUACUGAGAUGACCUUGGCAACUCACCCUAUGUCUUUUCCUCUUGGUAGUGGAGUGGAACCAGUUGCUGUUCAGGGUAUCAUGGCCUUUGAGGAGGUGGCUGUGUGUUUCUCCGAGGAGGAGUGGGCUCUGCUGGAUCCAGGCCAAAGGGCUCUGCACAGAGAAGUCAUGGAAGAGAAUUCUGGGCAUCUGGCCUGGCUGGGAAAACUGCCAUUUCCUAAAACUGACCUCGCCUCCUGCCUGAAAGAAGAAGACGAGCUAUUUUCCAGUGACUCCAAGGACGGGGAGAGUUCACAAGAUGAGAAGCGGGAGAGCGAGAAGGCGGGUGAAGCACCGAGAAGGAAAACUGAAACAAAAGAGAAAAAGAUGAAGGAGCCUAUUGUUUCUGAAAGGGCAGACUUCCAUGUAAUUCCAGUCCAGGAAGAAUGUCACCAAGGAGAGAAACAGAGUAAGACUCCUCUGUGUGUAAAAAUGUUUGGUAUUAAAUCGCACCUUAGCACACAUCAGAGAAUUGACUCUGGAGAAAAAUCAUAUAUAUGUUCAAAAUGCGGAAAGAAUUUCAGCUGGAAGAUUAACCUAACUUCUCGCCAAAGCAUUCACACAGACAAGAAACCACAUGAAUGCUUGGAAUGUGGAAAGAGUCAGGGGUCAAGUGUUAAUGAUAAUACACAAAUCCACACUGGCGGAAAACCAUAUAUAUGCUCCGAGUGUGGAAAGAGCUUCUAUCAGAAGAGUAAUCUCACGUACCACCAAAGAAUCCACACAGGAGAGAAACCAUAUACCUGCAAUGAGUGUGGAAAGAGCUUCAGCCGCAGUGACCACCUUACAUCGCAUCUAAGAAUCCACACUGGAUUGAAACCUUAUCAAUGCUUGGAGUGUGGGAAGGGCUUCACUCUGAAGAAAACACUUACUUUGCAUCAAACUGUCCACACAGGAGAGAAACCAUAUACCUGCAAAGAGUGUGGAAAGAGUUUCAGCUAUAGCUUUGGCCUUGCUUAUCACCAAAAAACUCACAAAGGAGUGAAACCCUAUCAGUGUUUGGAGUGUGGAAAGAACUUCACCGAGAGGAUAACGCUUAGUCGGCAUCAAAAAAUCCAUACAGGAGAGAAACCACAUCAGUGCUUGGAGUGUGGGAAGGGCUUCUGCCGUAUCGAUAGCCUUAAAUGCCAUCAAAAAAUCCACACAGAUGUUAUUAAUUCCACAGAGAAGCCAUUUAAAUGUUCAUAGUGUUGAUUGAGUUUCAUUCACAUUACUCACCUUACUUUCCAUCAGAGAGUCCACCCAGGAGAGAUCCCUUAUCAUAACACCAUUCAUAAAGUAUAUGAAUUUUUUUACCCAUAUAAGAACAGCCCUGCUGGAUCAGGCUCAAGGCCUAUUUAGUCCAGCAUCCUAUUCAGAGGCGUCCUGCCUCUGAGCUUGAAGGCAGCCUGUAUUGAUCAAGACUAGUAGAUACUGGUAGACUUGUCCAAGCUGGUAUCCAUCAGCUCCUCCUGUGGCAGAGGUUUAACGACAUACCGUGCAAUAAAGUACUUCCUUUAGUUAAUCCUACAUUUCCUGGGAGUCGGUUUCAUGGGAUGGCCACUGGUUCUAGUGUUGUGGGAGAGGAAUAAAAUUUUCUCUAUCCACUUUCUCCACACCAUACAUAAUUGUAUAGCCUUCAAUGUCUCCCCUUAGUCAUCUUUUUUCUAAAAGAAAAAACUCCAGACGUUGUAGCCUUGCCUCAUAAGGAAGGUGGUCCAGACCCCUGAAUAUCUUGGCGUCCCUCUUCUGCUCCUCUUCCAAUUCUACAAUGUCCCUCUUGAGAUAUGGUAACCAGAACUGUACCAAGUACUCCAGUGCGGCUACACCAUAGAUCUGUAUAAGGGCAUUAUAAUAGUAGCAGUUAUAUUUUCAACCCCUUUCCUAAUGAUCCGGAGCAUGCAAUUUGCCUUUUUCACUGCUGCUGCACAGAGCCAACAAUUUUAGCAUGUUGUCCACCAUGACCCCAAGAUCUCCCUCUUGGUCAGUCAUCCACAGCUCAGACUCCAGCAGCGUAUGUUAGGGUUUUUUGCCCCACUGCGCAUCACCUUGAACCACAUUUGCCUGUGACUGUGAACUCUGUGUCACCCCCACCCCAAUCAAGCUGCUGCUUAUUGCUGCAGAAACUCUGGUUCCGCCCUCUCUCAUCCCCCCAGUGAGACAAGGGCACAGGAUCAUGCUUUCACCAGCCAGGUACAAGUGGUGCCUGCCCUAAAGGUCUAGUCUUAGCAACGAGCCAAGAUGUUUGUUUUUUUUAAAGUAAGAGUGAAAUGUUUGAUUUGACAAGUGGCCUUCUUUGAAGAUGGCCGUGCUUUCUUUUCAUGCGGCUAGUCAUUGUGGAGAAUUUUCUUUUUAGUAUUUACCACCCACUCGCCCAUCUUCCCCACUCCCCUUACAUGGGGGUGGUGAUGCUAGCCCUGGGCCUUUGACCAGAUGAGGUAUUCCAUUAGAAUUCAGUUGCCUUAUGCACUAGCCAUGAUCAUGCAGUCAAAGCACCGCCUGGUGGCUCCAAAGAUGUACUGCUGGCUAGUAACAUUGCAAGCACAGUUGCCAGUACAUGUAAGCAGCAUGUGAAGUUAGCUGAUAGUCAACUGGAACACCUGCAUGGUAAAAGUGCUUAGCCUCUGAUCAAAGUCGCAUUUCAGUCGGUGCUUAUAAGACUCCCUUUCCAGAAUUUUCCAACUGCCUCCUUCCUUUUAAGAAAUGUUUAAUUCUGACCACUGCAGACAAUAGGUAACAAGAAGAGCAGUCUUGACAGUUUUCUGCCCCUCCACUAACCUAGGAAUUUGUGGUAUUAACAUGGAAAUGAUGUUUGGGGGGGGAAAGACAUGGAUGUUUAUUGUGUGUACCGCACACAAUACAAGAAUGGAGCUCCAUAAAAAUAAGUAAAGUUGGAAGGUAACUUAGAAGUCUUUUAGUCCAAUUCCUGCUCAGAGCGGGAAUCUCCUACAACAUUCCUGACAGAUAGUCUAGACAUUCAGGUUCUGCUUGAAUCUAUCGCCAUAUGAGGUGGACUCUUCCCUUAUUGUUAGGAAAUUGUUAGGAACCCUUAUUGUUAGGAACCCUUAUUGUUAGGAAAUUCCUGCUAAUAUCUAGCCUAAAUGGGCCUCCUUGUUAUUUCAGCCCAAUGUUGUUUUUGGACAAUGGAGAACAGGGAUAUCAUUCACCAGAAUUAGUCCAUUCUAAAACAAGGCCUUCAUCACAGACCUCUCUGUAUUAUAAUUUGGAGAAUUGCACAAACGCAGAUCCAACUGUCUCCCUGUUAAGAAAUAAAUGUGUCUCUGCCUUUGUACACUUAUUGCUCUGAGCCUCACAAAAUCAUUUGCUGGGGCAAAAGGAACAUCUUCCCCAUAGCACUGGAGAUGAGUCACUGUUUCCCUAGAAGCAAUAGUUAAAACAUCAGAAAAUUCUGAGGAACUUUGCUAAUGGGAAAACUUGCUUGCCUCCAUUUUAAAUGAGGAAGAACAACAGGGAGAAUUCCAUUCUUUCUUGCUGGAGAACUGGAGUCGGCAUCCAUCAAUGUGGGGGCGGGGAGAAUAUUGAAUAUUGAAAAAUUAGUUUAACUCAGAUUUUUGUAUCAGUCCCAAAACUGCGUUCUUUAAAGUAAGCCUUGCAACAGUGGUGGAUGCCUCCCCUUUCCUGCUUGCUAUGUACCCUGUGCUUGGCGACUUGGUCCUUUGAUGAAGCCUCUCCUGCUCCUUGUUCUACCCCACACAUAGCUGAUGCCAGCCUUCUAUGCCUCUGCUGUGCCCCUCACUCAGUUCCCUUAGUGAUCUUUGGGGAGAGACCUUCAAUACCUGCGCGUGUCAGAGGGACUAGAUAGAAAGCCACUCUGAUAAUAGACAAAAAUAGCAUGCCCAUUCACUACAUGUGAACACUAGAAGUUACAGUAUUCCCCUUAUGGGAUGGGGCUGCUCUGGGAAGAGUGCUUGCAUGCAGAAGGUUCCAAGUUCCUUCCUUGGCAUCCCCAGAUCGAGCUGAUUGAGACUUCUCUCUGCAACUUUGGAGAAGCCGCUGCCAGUCUGUAGAAAAUACUAAGCUAGAUGGACCAAUGGUCUGACUCUAGGGCACUCUUACCUCUGGACUUCCAUGCCGAAAUCCAGGCUCUCAUCCCCUGAGGCCCUCCACAAAUCCUCUUUGGUCUGUCCUGGAUGAUGUGGUCACUGCGCCGUGCCACCAGCGUGCACUGUACCAAACAUGACCUCAGCCUAUGCCGGGUGGCUACAUAUGACCUCUGCUUUAGAGAUGGAGGAGUGGGGAAAGAAAGAAGUGGGAUGGGAAUAUGUGAAGUUGCAUGUUGAAAUGUUUCUGCUAAUGCAUAUAUGCAUAAAUAUAUCUGUUUUAUAUUCUUA
Hemicordylus capensis (graceful crag lizard) is the source of this 7961-nucleotide messenger RNA. Its product is annotated as zinc finger protein with KRAB and SCAN domains 7-like. NCBI's taxonomy places the organism in Eukaryota, Metazoa, Chordata, Lepidosauria, Squamata, Cordylidae. Gene Ontology annotation, biological process: regulation of transcription by RNA polymerase II. Gene Ontology annotation, molecular function: DNA-binding transcription factor activity, RNA polymerase II-specific; RNA polymerase II cis-regulatory region sequence-specific DNA binding. The transcript has 6 exons. Gene Ontology annotation, cellular component: nucleus. The coding region runs from base 3034 to 4818 and encodes 594 amino acids. The record is from RefSeq and is a predicted model, not a curated record.